UCCAAGGUCUUAGGGUGUGUUUUCUCUAGCUCCUCAGGGUAGCCCAAUGGCAGCCAUGCAGGAAAGGGGUGAGAUCCUUAAUAACCGUUUUAAGGCCUCCCAGCAGGGUGCUGGUAGCAGAGUUCUAUAUACUCUGAUCAUCUUUAUACUGCACUGGUUACUGAAUCUUUUGGAGUGGCUGGAGCCUGAGGACAAGGACACAAGCAGCAGGACAGAUGCAAGAGAAAAGCAGGUGAAGCCACAACCUGAUCAGCAUGCUGUUGUUUCAGGAGGGAAGUAUGGCAUUCAUCUGUGGUCGGAACCUGGUGGGCCUCAUCCCAGCUCAAACUGUCAUGACAAUACUGGCCCAAAGCAGAUGCCUGGUAGAUCCUCAACUGUUACAAGAAUCCAUCUCGGCUGUUCACCUACAUACAAAACGAUGUAUAGAGUUGGGAGGCAGCUGCCCAAACUAUCAAGCAUGAACCAUCAGUUGCCCAGAAGACAGGCUCCUCAAGACCACCGUCAAGUGAAACGAGCCCAGACUAAUGUGUUGAGGGAGAUGGCUACAAGUGUUUUAUCUCCAGUUAAACCAUUCUCUGCUCCUUACCAGCUUUUCUCCAGCUUUGUGGAUGAUUUGGAGAAGCAAUUUCCACCCCUCCCACCGAGAAGGCUGUAUGUGAAACCAUCAUCACUGCAUCCAAUCAAUGUCAGUCUAUUAUGAGCCCCCCAUGCUGAAGCAAUGGAACCUCCUCCAAGAAGGGUAAAAGGAAGAAAUCAUGACAGGGAAUCAUCACAUGUUUCCCCAGAAUCUGCCUUCUGCAACAUAUGGAGAAGAGAGCAGCACAU
This is a messenger RNA of Alligator sinensis (Chinese alligator), 825 nucleotides long. RefSeq lists its product as uncharacterized. The transcript has 8 exons. Bases 47 to 700 code for a protein of 217 amino acids. The record is from RefSeq and is a predicted model, not a curated record. NCBI's taxonomy places the organism in Eukaryota, Metazoa, Chordata, Crocodylia, Alligatoridae.